Messenger RNA from Ochlerotatus camptorhynchus, 2518 nucleotides. Its product is annotated as all trans-polyprenyl-diphosphate synthase PDSS2-like. The transcript has 4 exons. Gene Ontology annotation, biological process: isoprenoid biosynthetic process; ubiquinone biosynthetic process. Lineage: Eukaryota; Metazoa; Arthropoda; Insecta; Diptera; Culicidae. Bases 812 to 2167 code for a protein of 451 amino acids. The record is from RefSeq and is a predicted model, not a curated record. Gene Ontology annotation, cellular component: mitochondrion; transferase complex. Gene Ontology annotation, molecular function: prenyltransferase activity.
AAACGUAAACAAACAUUGCAGAAAGAAUGAAACUGCUGUGGACGUGUGCGUGUGUUGGAAUGUCAUUCGGUCCGGAUCCGCGGAACGAAUGAACAACGUUUACGGUAAACACUUACAUCACAGAGAGCGACUGACUGUGGACAACGGGAGUUAAAAUCGGUGCCGUGCCGGAGUUUCUAUCGGGUGCUAAAUAAUAAUUUAUGCCGAAAACAAGUUUCUGUUUUUCGGUGAUGCUACGCAUGGUUUAUCCCAGCUGCUACGUGUGAUGCUGUCGUCAUUCAAUUGGUAGUGAUUGUGUGAUUUGGACGUGCCAAACGGAAGCUCGAAUCAACGAAACUACGUUUGAUUUGGAUUUAUGUGAAUUUUGGAAGCGGCGAGAAAGUACCUACACACCCGCCCCGACGUGAUUGCGAAGAAAAGUUUUGUGAUGUAAAUAAAAAGGAAAAUCGCAUUGUCGUUGUGUUGGAAACAAGCAGUGCUGAAGAAGUGUAAAUAAAGCUACCGACAAUCGCCGACCGGACGGUACACGGAAAGGAAUUUUUACCUUUUCUCUUCGCACAUUUCUUGCCGAACCUGAACCCUGGCCAGUGAGCGCGCAGAUACCUACCUACCCAUCUUAGUACCAGACAGUCACCUGUCCAACAUAGUCGAGCCACGGUGAGUGAGCAACGUGCUUGUGUGGUGUGCGCGCGCACGUACGGAACUGUUCCACUUUCACAGUUAGUGAAGCCAGUGAAUCGUAAAAGUAAACUCACCUCCCACCGAAAAAAGGCUGAUUGGGAAACCUUCGGAAUACACAAACCUUUAAAAAAUGUCCCUGAGUCGCAUCUGCUGCCUGCAGUCCCACCUGCGGAUGGUAAGCAAAACCAGCAGUCCUACGGUUCUGAGAUCAGCGCCCCGUCAUCGUCACCCAGUGGUCAACCUGCGCGCAAUCAGUUCCACCGCGCUGGUUCGCGACAAACAAGCAGCAACGGCUAGCACGGCCAAACCCGUCCAGAAGCAGCACGACUGGAAUCGGGCCGUGAGCGAAGCGGAGAAGAUCGUUGGUUAUCCGACGUCCUUUUUGAGUCUGCGCUGGCUGCUGAGCGACGAGAUUGCCAAUGUGGCACUGCACCUGCGGAAGCUCGUUGGCAGUAACCAUCCGCUGCUGAAGACGGCCAAAAUCCUGAUCUACAAUGGCAAAAACAACAUGCAAGCGUGGGGUCUCAUCGUGCUGCUCAUUUCGAAAGCCGUUGGACAUGCCCCGUCCGUUCCGGAUAUGGAACAGGACAAAAGUGCCGGCGUGCUGCACUCGCAGCGUGGUCUGGCCGAGGUUACCGAAAUGAUUCGCACCUCGUCGCUCGUUCAUCAGGGUUUGGUCAACCUACAACCACUGGCAAACGCCGGCAAUGAACUCAGCGGCGAUAGCGAGAUGAUUUUCGGCAACAAGAUUGCUCUGUUAAGUGGAGAUUAUCUGCUGGGGAAUGCCUGUCUGCAGUUGGCGGGUCUUAAGAACCAAGAGUUGAUUGAGCUGAUUUCGUCGUCUGUGCGAGAUUUGGCUGAAUCGAACUUCGUCGGCGAUCGAGAUAUGCAGAACAACCCACUGCCAUCAAAACCGGAACCGGGAUCGGCCAGAGCAGUAUCAAACGACGACGAUUUGGGAUUCGGAGACUUGGAAGACAAUACUCAGCCGUUGAACAUCAAGGACGUGCUAGGGAAUCCCGAGCGGGAGUGGUCGUUGAGGCAUAUCCUCGCGGCUGGAAGUCUGCUGGGCAAAAGUUGCCAGGGAGCGUUGAUUCUAGCAGGCCAACCGGUGAAACUGCAAAAGCAGGCUUACCUGUUCGGAAAGCACCUAUCACUGGCCUGGCAGGCUUGCAUCGAUAUGGAGCCAUUCAGCAGUCCCAACCUCUCGCCAGGAGACCGCUUCAGCCUCAUCUCCGCACCGGUAUUGUUUCAUCUGGAGUACGAUCCGACGUUGUACGAGGAGAUCAAAAAGGGACGAGAAUCAGUGGACAACAUAGACUACGCCAAAAUUCACAGCGAAGUAUUCAAAGGACCUGGUCUGGAAAAGACGUGCAACCUGCAGAAGAAGCAUAGUCUGGCGGCAAUGGCGGUGCUAAAUGAGUUGCCUCCAUCGGACGCUCGGACCGCUCUCCAGAACAUCAUUUUAGCGAUGCAGGACUUGUAAUAUUUAUAACUAAAUAUUCAGCAGGAAAUUGCUACGAACCCACUAUUGAAUUAGACAUAGUGAAUACUCUUCAGUUUUCUUUUAGAGGUAGGAAAGAUGAUGUGCGAAGAUAACCAAACAAAAAACGAAAAUACCAUUCCGUCCAGCGAAAGGAAAAAUCUUUCAAUUGUUACAAUGCUGAUUUGAUGGUGAAACCACUGAAUUGAUGAGGAAAUGAUGGACGUUUCCGAACUAUGUAUUUACUCUUACAAAAUGUAGGCAAUAUUACAUUAGGUAGGACGUAGUUUUUAAGUGGUGAUUGUGUUUGAUUCAUACUCUGAAUUAUAUUUAUAACUGUUGACUUUUGUAGAA